Diuraphis noxia (Russian wheat aphid) is the source of this 1042-nucleotide messenger RNA. RefSeq lists its product as uncharacterized. Gene Ontology annotation, biological process: DNA integration. NCBI's taxonomy places the organism in Eukaryota, Metazoa, Arthropoda, Insecta, Hemiptera, Aphididae. The record is from RefSeq and is a predicted model, not a curated record. Gene Ontology annotation, molecular function: nucleic acid binding.
AUGCAGCGUACCUGGCAUCUCGGCAUGACUUGGGAUGAUCCUUUACCAAACAAUAUUCACGAUGAAUGGAUCGCGUUCGUUUCUGACCUACCGUCGUUAUUAAAUAUUCGGKUUCCGCGUUAUUUGAACUCAAGUCACGGCGCGCCGUGCUAUUUAAUUGGAUUUUGUGACGCCUCGAAACUCGGCUACGCGGCGGUCGUGUAUGUGCGUAUGGCUGACGUCGAUGUUAACGCGUCCGUAUUUUUAAUUGGUACGAAAACUAAAUUAGCGCCCAUAAAAUCAUUAACCAUCCCCCGAUUAGAAUUAAACGCCGCGUUGUUAUUGGCUCGUUGGUUAAGUCGCGUUCGCGACAUUUUGGCCCCGCAACUUAAUAUUGUCGGCAUAAAUGCGUGGUCAGAUUCCACGAUAGUGUUAUCAUGGUUAGGUGCCCCACACGAAGCAUUUAAAAUUUAUGUGUCGAAUCGAGUGCACCAAAUUCGCACUUUACUGCCGGACUGUCGAUGGCGGCAUGUUGACUCGGUCAAUAACCCCGCUGACUGCGCGUCGCGCGGCAUCAUGCCGGCUGCCUUAGCGCAGCACAAUUUGUAUUGGCACGGCCCACAACUAGCGUAUUGCGACCCAUCGGAAUGGGACGAUGCUCGUCCGCCGCUACCGUUAUGUGACCUGCCCGAACUUCGUCCAGUGUCCUGUGCCGCCCGUGUUGACGAAAUUGAAGUCGAAUGGUUUAAUCGUUUUUCUAGUUAUGACCGUAUGUUACGAGUAGUGGCGUAUAUGCGCCGGUUUAUUGCCGCCGGUAUUCGGCGAAUACGUCGACAACCGGACCAAAUCGCGCCCGCAUAUUUGCAAAAGUCGGAAUUAGAUAACGCCGCUCGCAUAUUAGAGGCUGAGUCCCAGCGCGUACAUUUCGCCGUGCUGUUACACGAGUUGUCGACAGGURAACAUGUUUCGUCCAAGCCGCUUGCUCGUUUAGCGCCCUUUAUCGAUCCGGACGGUGUUAUUCGCGUUGGCGGACGCCUGCGGCAUUCAUUAUUAACUUAUGACU